AUAAAAUAAAAGGUUGUUCUUUUUCCACUCAGCUGCACACGUUCAUCGAGGCGGCGGCGGAUUGUAAAGCUCAGGAAAAGAAAGCUUGGGGUUGGGGAAAACUUGUUGGCCCUACACUAAACUCAUGAUGCGCGUCUGUCAUUUUCUGAGCGCGGUCUUUGCAGUAAUUGUCUUUUCUGUCAUUGCUGUGACAGCAGAACCAACAGAGAGUGGUGAAUAUAAGCUUCACGUAUACCACAAACAAGGUGCCGACUAUAAAAAGCGUGGCGAGAUUGUUGGAUUACCCAGUACACCUUCGUACAUUGCCACGACGACGACCAAGGGCGAUGGCGAAAUUAUUGAAUUAACAAGUCCACUUUACCAAAUCAAGAUUCGCGAUGAAACCACCGAUCGUGUUAUUCUUUCUUCCAUCAAAGCAUGCCAGUUAGUGAAUGGUGACUGGAAGGAAGAGUUUCGUGUGCAUUUGGAUGACGAGAAAAGAGUAUAUCACGUGGAUUAUUAUGCACACAGUGAUGCAUGCGCGUCGUCGGAUAUAGAGCUUCCUUACAAAGUGCAACCGACUUUCACGAGCAAUGUGAUUGUCGAACGACCUGUUCCUGGAGCAAAACCGUUCCUAGGCCAAUUUGGAGGCAAGUCGUCACAACAACAGCAACAGCAACAGCAACAGCAACAACAAGGCCAGCAAGGCCAAGAAGGCGAUGAACUACCUAUCGAAGAAGAAAAGACGUUCUUCCAAAAGUAUUGGUAAGCAGUAAAAAGUACCUCGUGCUUGGCGGUGUCCUAUUGCUGAUCAAUUCGAUGAAUGCUCCAUCUGAAAACACUGCUCCGAGACGUUGAAAAUUUAUAAAGACCCAGAAACCUUUUUUACCCCCAACCAUUCUUUUUUCUCUUGACCCUUUAUUUUUACUAAGC
Molecule: messenger RNA, 912 nt
Organism: Zychaea mexicana
Lineage: Eukaryota; Fungi; Mucoromycota; Mucoromycetes; Mucorales; Lichtheimiaceae
Exons: 6
Coding region: 125-748 (207 amino acids)
Source: RefSeq, a predicted model, not a curated record